Molecule: messenger RNA, 1989 nt
Organism: Tuber melanosporum (Perigord truffle)
Lineage: Eukaryota; Fungi; Ascomycota; Pezizomycetes; Pezizales; Tuberaceae
Exons: 3
Coding region: 547-1947 (466 amino acids)
Biological process (GO): endonucleolytic cleavage in ITS1 to separate SSU-rRNA from 5.8S rRNA and LSU-rRNA from tricistronic rRNA transcript (SSU-rRNA, 5.8S rRNA, LSU-rRNA)
Cellular component (GO): nucleolus; 90S preribosome
Source: RefSeq, a predicted model, not a curated record
GUUUCACCUUUUUUCACAACAAAAUCUCCUGCCAUAACCAUGCCUCGCCCAAAGAAGGACAAGUCGGAUCCUUCUUUUCAGUUACUAUCUGAGGAUCCUACUUCCUCUGAAUCCCAGUACCGGCCAAUCUUCGGUAUCCUUUCUGAUUCCGAAGAUUCGGGAUCUGGAGACACCCAAGAGUACCAUUCUGCGGCCGAACUGCCCGAUGGGGAGGAUGGCCACAAGCUCAGGAUUAAUAAAGAAUAUGCAAGACGAUUCGAAUACAACAAGAAGCGCGAGGAGCUUCAUCGCUUGCAAGAAAAAUAUGGCAAUCAGGGCCUAGGAGAGAAAGAGGAAGGCUCGGAGGAGGAGGAGGAGGAGGAAGAGGAGGACGAUACAGCAGUGCUAGCAACAGAACGCCUGGAUCAAGAAAUCGCAGCAACAAUCGACGCAAUUCGAAAAAAAGACCCCAAAAUAUAUGAUGGAAAGACAACCUUCUUCUCGGCUGUUGAAGGAGAGGGAGAACCGGGUGGCAAAGAGGGAAUUGAGAGUGAGAAGGAAAGGCCAAUGUUUUUAAAGGAUUAUCAUCGCAAAAAUCUUCUUUCUGGAACCGUCGGCGAUGAAGAGACUCCUAUGACUUACUUACAGGAGCAGGAAGAUUUCAAGCGCACGGUCGUUCUUGAGAUGCACCAAGCGACUGCGAAUGAACCCGAUUCUGAUCCCGAUGACGCUGACGCAGGUUUUCUGGUCAGGAAAAGGCAACCUGAGAAGCCUGAGCCUGUUGUGGACAUCCCCGAUCCAGCCACUGCCGAUCCAGACAAUCCUGAAGAAUACCUCACACGUUUCUUUCAAUCUCGUGCAUGGACUAAACCAACUGGGUUCAUCCCUCUCGAGGAUGAUGAUUCGGGAGAAGAGGACUGUAUAGAGGAAUUCGAAAAAGCGUACAACUUUCGUUUCGAGGACCCUGAUGCCAAUGUCAGAGGUAAAUUAAUGACCUACGGUCGUGAUGCAAUUUCGGCCAAUACUGUGAGACGGGGAGAGAUAUCUGGAAGGAAGAAGACACGUGAAAAGAAACGGGAAAAGCAACAAGCCGAGAAGGAACUUCGGGAGAAGGAGAAGGGUAGACUGCGGAAGCUCAAAACGGAGGAAUUAAUGGAGAAAUUCAGGAUGAUCCGAGAGGCAGCUGGACUAGAUGACGAUGGAGAAGACAAGGAAGUUGAAGCGGAGGUCCUGAAUAACCUUUUAGAGGGUGACUGGAGUGAUGAACAAUGGGAAGAGUGGAUGGCUAAGAAGUUUGGAGAUAGCUACUACGAGGCUAAUGUAGGCAAAAUAAAGAAGCCAAAGUUUGACGGCGAAAUCGACAUCGGAGACAUAGUCUCUGAUCUUGAAGGUGGUGUCGAAUUUGGUCUCGAGGAUGGGGGAGGAGAGGCUGACUCGGAGACCUCGGAAGGGGAUAAGGAGGUCGGCAAAGAUUCCCAAACGGACAGGGAAUCUAGAGACGUAGGGCCCUUUCAAAAAGAGGAGCGCAAAAAGAGGCAAAAAGAAAGGGACCUCAAACGCAAAUUGGAGCAAUACAUUGAAGAAAACUACGAUUUCGAAGACCAAAUCCCUUCUAGUAAUCUUAAGACAAGCUUCCGUUAUCGAGAAACUACCCCCGAAUCAUACGGCUUAACAUCCCUAGAUAUCCUUGCAGCGGAAGACGCUGACCUCAACUCCUUCGUUGGGCUCAGAAAGCUCGCUACGUUCCGAGAACCCGAGAAAAAAAAGAGAGAUAAAAAGCGUUACGGAAAAAAGAAGCGGUUGAGAGAGUGGAGGAAGGAGACCUUUGGUGACGAGGAAGGAGUUAAGAUACCAGCGGACCAGGAGCCUACUGGUGUCACGGAGGAGAGGGAAUAUUACGUAGAUAUCAGAGGGGUGGGGGGUGGCGAGAGGAAGAAGAAGAGGAGGAGAAAGGGGAAUAAAGGUUAGCUUCUAAUAUCAAAAAUAUAAUAUAAAAUUUCGUAUUUCUGU